UAUAUUUCAGAGACUCGCCACCUUUCUCUCCGCGUUUGAAAUGUCCCUGCAUUUCUUCCUCUCUGUCUCAGUUAUUUCCGCACCUCUUGCUGGGUGUCUGCCCGUCUCCCCGCUGCGGGAAGUCCCGGCGUUUCUGUGGUUCUCUGUGGCAGUGUGACUCAGGAGCUGCCCGCAGGAACCUGCCCUGUUACUGCCUGGAGCGUCUGGCGGGCUGUCCUGCGGGUCUCUGGCUCUCUCCGCCUGUACCUGAGUGUGCUUACCUCUCUGGGCAUUGUGUCUCGGUCCCUGUCUCCCCUUGUUUUUGUUUGGCGGGGAGGGGUUUGUUUCCACAGUAACCGGCUCCUCUGACUCUGGGAUUGGGGAGGGAACCCUUCGAUUUCGUGACCCCUCCCCCCUUUCCCGCCUGGCGCUGGGUGGAGGCGGGAAGCCAAGGUUCGUGGACCUUGGAGGGACAAUCGGAGGUUGAGUGGGGGGUGGUCACCUGCUUUCCUCCGGGACUAAUGGUGCGGGCCGGGCGCAGGAUUUGGGCCCUCAGGAGGGGCCAGAAGUUGGAUUUGGGGCCCCGAGGCCCUGGACUCCUGGGUCCAGAGGCUGGGCCCCUGUGUCUAUCUGGGAUGAGGAGGAGGAUGGUGCCAUCUUUACUGUCACAAGCCGCCAGUAUGGGUCUCUUGAUCCCUUGGGUAGCCAUCUCUGUACUGUCAACCUGGCUGGCCUCUCACCCUGAGGAUUUUGGCUCUGAGGUCAAGGGUCAGCUUGACCGGCUUGAGAGCUUCUUGCUUCGGACAGGGUAUGCAGCAGCGGAGGGUGUUGGGGGGGGCAGCGCUGACCUCAUCCGCAACCUCCGGUCCCGGGUGGCCCCCCAGGCCCCCGACCUUCCUAAGCCCCUGGCUCUCCCCGGCGAUCCCCCUGCUGACCCCACGGAUGUCCUGGUGUUCCUCGCUGACCACUUGGCCGAACAGCUGACCCUGCUAGAUGCGGAGCUGUUUCUCAAUCUGGUCCCCUCUCAGUGCCUGGGGGGCCUGUGGGGUCAUAGAGACCGGCCGGGACAUUCCCAUCUCUGCCCAUCUGUCCGAGCUACUGUCACACAGUUCAAUAAGGUGGCAGGGGCAGUGGUCAGCUCUGUCCUGGGGGCUACCUCAACUGGAGAGGGGCCUGGGGAGGUGACUAUACGGCCACUCCGUCCCCCCCAGAGGGCCCGGCUCCUGGAGAAGUGGAUCCGCGUGGCAGAGGAGUGCCGUCUGCUCCGAAACUUCUCUUCAGUUUAUGCUGUUGUGUCGGCCCUGCAGUCCAGCCCCAUCCAUAGGCUUCGGGCAGCCUGGGGGGAAGCAGCCAGGGACAGUCUCAGAGUCUUCUCCAGCCUCUGCCAAAUUUUCUCUGAGGAGGAUAAUUAUUCUCAGAGCCGGGAGCUACUCCUGCAGGAGGUGAAGCUGCAGCCCUCUCUGGAGCCAAAUUCCAAGAAGGCCCCGAGGUCUGGCUCCCGGGGUGGGGGUGUGGUCCCGUACCUUGGCACCUUCUUGAAGGACCUCGUGAUGCUGGAUGCGGCCUCCAAGGAUGAGCUGGAGAACGGAUACAUCAAUUUUGACAAGCGGAGGAAGGAGUUUGCUGUCCUUUCUGAGCUGCGGCGGCUCCAGAAUGAAUGUCGUGGCUAUGACCUCCGACCCGACCCCGAUAUCCAGCAGUGGCUACAGGGGCUCCGGCCACUGACAGAGGCUCAGAGCCAUCGUGUGUCCUGUGAGGUAGAGCCAUCUGGUACCAGUGACCCUCCUGCCCCACGGGUGCUUCGGCCAACGUUGGUCAUCUCGCAGUGGACAGAGGUUCUGGGCUCUGUUGGGGGUCCCACCCCUCUUAUCUCCUGGGACCGGCCCAGUGUGGGGGGAGAUGAGGUGCCUGGAACCCCUGCUCCUCUGCUGACCCGGCUGGCCCAGCACAUGAAGUGGCCGUCUGUCUCAUCUCUGGACACUGCCCUGGAAAGCACUCCAUCCCUGCACAGUCCGGCUGACCCCAGCCACCUCUCUCCCCCAGCCUCCUCCCCUAGGCCUUCUCGAGGUCACCGCCGCUCAGCCUCCUGUGGCUCCCCGCUCAGUGGGGGUACAGGAGAAGGGGCCUCCAGGGGGACUGAAUAUGGGGGAGGGGGGUCUGGGCCAGAAGCCUCUGAUUGCCGAAUCAUCCGCGUCCAGAUGGAGCUGGGGGAAGAUGGCAGUGUCUACAAGAGCAUCUUGGUGACAAGCCAGGACAAGGCUCCAAGUGUCAUCAGUCGUGUCCUUAAGAAAAACAAUCGUGAUUCUGCAGUGGCUUCGGAGUAUGAGCUAGUGCAGCUGCUACCAGGGGAGCGAGAGCUGACCAUCCCACCCUCGGCUAAUGUUUUCUAUGCUAUGGAUGGAGCUUCACACGAUUUCCUCCUGCGGCAACGGCGAAGGCCCUCGACUACUACACUGGGCCUCACCGGCAGUUCCUCUGCCUCAGGAACUCCCCCAAGCGAGGGAGGAGGGGGUUCCUUUCCCAGGAUCAAGGCCACAGGGAGGAAGAUUGCCCGGGCACUGUUCUGAGGAGGAAGCCCUGUUGGCUCACAGAACUCAUGGUGGCCAUACCAGACGUGGGCAGGCAUCCUGAAUGAUGGCAGUUGUGUCGCAUUGGGAAGAAAUCCAGAGAGGUGGCCAACCACCCUGGGGCAGUGAAGUGCUGCUAGUUUACCAGACAGCCGAGGGAUCCAGCCCUGUGGGAACUGGUACUCUUGGUAACCAAGCUGGAAACCUGUGUACAGCUCCCCAAUUUCUAUGAAUGCACGACACGCCUAGUACUGGGAAAGGGGGUCAAUUUCUGAUUCCUGGCCACAUCCUAGCAUGCCAAGGGCCAAGGCAAGGCCUAGAAUUAAGGGGAGAGGAAAAGCCUAGAGGCUCUGAGCCCUGGGGAGAGGGGAUGGCACAAAGUAGGUUCUUGUAGGAGUUCCUAUUCCUACUGUGGGGGUUCAUGUCACUGUGACAACACUAAGAUAAUAAACCAAAACACUACCUGAAUUCUACCCCCCUGUCCUUGCAGUGCAUGGGAACCAGCUGCUGGGAGUAGGGGUGGGGAGUUGGCUGAAGGUAGACACCAUGGAACAAGAAGGAGCCCAGUGUUUUCUAUCCCCAUGAAGAGCUGAAAGCGAGGUGCUGGUGAAAAUGGUUUCCUCAGAAUGGUUUAUUUCUCCCCAGCAACCUCUCUAACCCGGUCCCUUUAUUUGCUCUUAAAUUUUUCUCCUCAUUUGUCACAGACCCAUGUCAAGUACUAGCCACCCAAUUAAAGUGAUCAGUAUGAA
Messenger RNA from Diceros bicornis minor, 3295 nucleotides. RefSeq names its product ral guanine nucleotide dissociation stimulator like 2 (gene RGL2). Gene Ontology annotation, molecular function: guanyl-nucleotide exchange factor activity. Gene Ontology annotation, cellular component: plasma membrane. Gene Ontology annotation, biological process: positive regulation of GTPase activity; Ras protein signal transduction. Bases 501 to 2546 code for a protein of 681 amino acids. The transcript has 15 exons. The record is from RefSeq and is a predicted model, not a curated record. Lineage: Eukaryota; Metazoa; Chordata; Mammalia; Perissodactyla; Rhinocerotidae.